This is a messenger RNA of Chaetomium globosum CBS 148.51, 3552 nucleotides long. RefSeq lists its product as uncharacterized. The transcript is spliced from 2 exons. The record is from RefSeq and is a predicted model, not a curated record. Gene Ontology annotation, molecular function: ATP hydrolysis activity; ATP binding. Lineage: Eukaryota; Fungi; Ascomycota; Sordariomycetes; Sordariales; Chaetomiaceae. Gene Ontology annotation, cellular component: cytosol; peroxisomal membrane; peroxisome. The coding region runs from base 1 to 3552 and encodes 1183 amino acids. Gene Ontology annotation, biological process: protein import into peroxisome matrix.
AUGGCGCCAAUGCAGCCGUCGUCGGCGACUCUCUCCUUGGUGCAUUUGCAGAACUGCUUGGUCAACCUGCCGCCGUCGAUAGCCACGGUUCUCUCCAAUAUCAACAAACCUGCCCAAAAUGUCGUCGUUGAACUUCGCUACCGCGCCCGUUCUACUCCCACUGGGGGCGACUCUGACCCGAACGCUCCAUCGAUGAAGCACAUGUACCUUGGAUGGACCGGUAUGCCGAGCAAACUGCGGAGGGCUGCCCCAGUGGUUGGGGGGGGCAGCAUCGGCGGAUCUCGCGACGGACGCGAUCAGGAGUUCAUUGAGCUGGAUACCACACUCGGCGCAACUUUGGGAUUGACCGAAGGCCAGAGGGUAACGAUAACAGUGCAUUUCGACCCGCCCCUGGUGCACACCGUCAACAUCGAACCCCUGACGCCUGAGGAUUGGGAGAUGAUCGAGCUACACGGGACUUUCUUGGAGGACAACCUACUGUUCCAGAUCCGCGCCGUCCCCAACCCCGUGCAUGCCAUAGAGUCACGCGCUCCCGCCCGCUACAUGCACCCCCUAACGCUCCAUCUGUCACCCACAUCUACCGCGAACAUCAAAGUCCUGUCGAUAGAGCCUGCUCUUCCCGCCAAUGCUCCCUUCGCCAAGAUCGCUCCGGACGCCGAGGUCAUUGUAGCGCCCAAGACGAGGCAAAAGCAGCGGAGUAGCAAGGACGACAAGAGCGUGGGCAGCGCGUCUCGGAGGAGUGGCAAGAGCUCAACAACCACAACCAGGAGGAAGAGCGCCCGGGAGGAGAAGAAGCCAGUCUUGUUCUUUCGUGGUAUUGACCGUAACAACUGCCAGGAUUGGUUCGACGGCGAGCCCCCGGUCGAGGAUCUCAGUGUCUGGAUUGACCGUGACCUACUCUCCGCGGGAGAUUUGAAGGGGGUGAAGUGGGUGUCGGUCAGCGUUGUGAGGCCCGCCGGCCUUCAGCAGCCACUUGAUUCGGCAAAUCAACCACAGGAAGCGGAUCCCGCAGCGAAAGCGUCCAACAAGAUCGUCGCCGCCCUUCUGCCAUGGGAUGACCCUCCUGAUGGCCAAGCAUCUGCGCUCUCGUCAUCUCUGUGUGCUGCGCUUGGAUGCCAAGGUAUGGUCGGUGGUGUGGUUAAACUCGAGCCCGCUCCGGUCCCGACGUCCCGAAGGACCAGCCAGGACUCGGUUCAAAAACUCAAGAUAUACCCUUUCCAGUCGUUGAAGCCGACCACUCAGCCCUCGGGUCUCAAGUUCGGCGGCCAGUCGAAGGCCGAGAAAGAGGAGGCGGCAAACCAAGUAAAGCACAUCUACGGGCCAAGCGGAAACGGACUAUUGUUGGGUCCCCUCACAGACGGCCAGGUGCUCGGAGUAAAUCAUGGUCUAAAAUGCCCCCGAGGGUGGGAGGGGGCUGUUGUGAGGUUCGAACCUUCGCCGGCGCCACAAGGGCAAGGGAAAAGGCCCGUAAACUGGAUUCUCGGCGCCGACUGGAAGUUGCCCCUUGUGGUCGAGCCGCCCGUUCCGAUUCCUUCGUGGCUCACAGAGUUUGAGGCUGACGAGCUAGGCUCGUGCGAUACUCUUCUGGUUGGCAUUGACUCACUCCUAGAAAAGCUCAAGUCACAUCUCUCGCACAUGUCAUCCGUCCUCCUGACGGGUGGCCAGGGAUCCGGCAAAACGUCCGUUGCACAAACGGUCGUGCGUGCAAUGCGCGCUUCGCAGCUGUAUUAUGCGAACUACUUCCCUUGCACUAAGCUCGUCAACGACGAAAGCAGGGUGUCCACCAUCAAGGAAACGCUGAACCGCCUGUUUAUGGCUGCCAGCUGGGGCGCCAGGCUCGGCGGAAAGGCAAUCGUCAUCCUAGAUGAUCUUGACCGCCUCUGCCCGGCCGAAACUGAGCUACAGGUGGGGAACGAGAACGGCCGGAGCCGACAGAUCAGCGAGGCUAUCUGCUCCAUGGUCAGGCAGUACUGCGGCAGAGACAGUAAUGUGGUCUUGCUCGCCACCUGCCAGGGCAAGGACUCACUUCACAAUGUGCUCGUGGGCGGCCACAUUGUCCGUGAGAUUGUUGACUUGAGCGCCCCUGAUAAGGAAACCAGGCGACGUGUCAUGGAGGCUCUCACUAAGCAGGGCUCUGUUUCCCCAGAGGAAGCGGAACCGGUGGAUGAGCACGGAAGCCGUCCGACGACCGCGGAUGGUAGUGCCACAGACGGCGACGGAGGGGGAUGGAUGGACGGCCCGACCCGUACAACUCGGGAAGCACCCAGGGACAAGCCCAGCGGCUUCAUCCUCGAUCAGGACCUCGACUUCCUCGAGAUUGCCGGCCAAACUGACGGCUACAUGCCAGGCGAUCUAAUCCUGCUCAUCUCCAGGGCGCGCAACGAGGCCCUAAGCCGGAAUGUUGGCGAGGCAACGAAGCCCGACGCGACCACUAUCCACUUGAGCCGUGCAGAUUUUGACAGCGCCCUUAAGGGGUUCACCCCAGCCUCACUGCGCAAUGUCACGUUACAAAGCUCUACAACCACUUUUUCCUCUAUCGGCGGGCUGACGGAGACACGCCAAGUCCUGCUCGAGACACUCCAAUACCCAACCAAGUAUGCCCCCAUCUUUGCGCAAUGUCCUCUCCGACUCCGGUCCGGCCUCCUCCUCUACGGUUAUCCCGGAUGCGGCAAAACCCUCCUAGCCAGCGCUGUGGCUGGAGAGUGCGGCCUCAACUUCAUCAGCGUCAAGGGUCCCGAGAUCCUCAACAAGUACAUCGGCGCCUCGGAAAAGAGCGUCCGUGACCUCUUUGAGCGCGCGUCGGCUGCCAAACCCUGCGUUCUCUUUUUCGACGAGUUCGAUUCUAUCGCCCCCAAGCGUGGCCACGAUUCCACGGGCGUCACCGACCGUGUCGUCAACCAGCUUCUGACGCAGAUGGACGGCGCCGAGGGUCUCUCCGGCGUGUACGUCCUGGCCGCAACCUCCCGCCCAGACCUGAUCGACCCUGCGCUACUCAGACCAGGCCGUCUUGACAAGUCUCUACUUUGUGACUUCCCCACGCUAGAAGACCGCCUCGACAUUAUCCGAGCACUCGCCCAGAAAGUCAAGGUCGCCGAUGAAGUCUGGAACUCAGAAGAGGACCUGCUCGAGCUAGGCCGCAGAACCGAGGGCUUUUCCGGUGCCGAUCUCCAGGCGCUGGUGUCCAACGCCCAGCUAGAGGCCAUCCACGACGUGCUGAACGAUCGCGAACAGCCCGCCGCUGCUGCCAACAGCCGCCGGGGCGCGGCCAAGAAGACCACCGCCGCGUCGGCGAGGAACUUUGUCCAGUUCCGCUACGGCGAGGACGGUGUCUCGCCGGAUGGCAGUGCUGCCGCGGCACCCCGUACCCGUGCGACGCAGCUUGCCGAACAGGCGGCCAUAGCCAGCAAGCUGGAGGGUAUCAAACUGGCGCGGAAACGCGCGAAGCAGUUCUCCAAGGGCUCUACCAACCCUGCCGGCGGGAAUUCUAACGGCGAUGUGGCAGAUAGCGGCAGCGGUGGUGGGGGUGGUAACGCCGAGGUGGUGCUCCGCUGA